CUCGAUGUACUGUACUGGACUCUACCUGGUAAAUUUAUACUGUAACCUUAACUAAAGUCGCCUAUCCUAAUCAGUUCCUUCAAGCCUUCUCAGAUUUCUCGUUUGCGGCUUUUUAAAUCCUGCCAUUCAAGAAAUCGCCAAUUCUCUUGUUCCAGCCUUUUCGUCAAUUAUUCCCAAAUCUCCUCAAAACUCCCACACCGAAAGCGAUUUCCCACGUUAUUCUCCUUUCCGAAAUUUGGAGGAUCGUGUCGCAAGUCUGCUUAGAUGCGGAGGAGAUCAUCUGGCUCGGCCGCAGAGGAAGAAGGCGACAAUUUAUAUGCAAAUCCAGACAUAAUUGAAGGGCCAGGGUUCACUGCUCGCUCUGGAACCGAAGUGUUGACAUUGAAUAAUAAGGAUUUCCAGAAUUUUCAAUCAACUUCACGACAAACCAGUCCUCAACAUACACAAUCCGAAUUAGAUCGAAGGAAAAGUUGCGAUAAGAGACCCCUGGCUGCCAGAAGCCGCCGCCCAAGCAAUACAAAUUGGAAACCAACAGAAUCGCGCAAUGGACAUAUAGAUAAGAGUCGACCUACCGAAUCUGCUGUAAUCAGUAUUUCUUCAAAAGGGGCUAUCGAGGUAGACAAGAUGACCGACUCUAGACAAGCUUCACGACGGUCGAGGCUGCGAAGUCCUUGGUCUUUUACGCUAUUGACCUUCGGCACUACAAUCGUAGCCUUACUUACUUUGGCCUCUAUUAUACAUUCAUUUACCACGCGACAAUUGGAUAAUAAAGGAUGUCGAAUGUCAUAUAUGAGGCCUUCUUUUGCGAAGUUGUCAGAUUUCGACACUGAACAUACCCGUUUCGCGAGCAAAUAUUCCGUCUACCUAUAUCGGGAAGGAAUGGUGGACGAGGAUACCAAGGUAUGCAAUUUUGUGGAGAGUAAAGAGCUAAACUUACAAAUUGUCUAGGUCAAAGGUGUUCCCGUUUUAUUCAUACCUGGUAAUGCUGGGAGUUAUAAGCAAGUUCGACCAAUUGCCGCAGAGGCUGCAACAUACUUUCACGAUGUUUUACAACACGAUUCUACAGCGAUCGAAGCCGGAGCUCGGAACCUAGACUUCUUUACUGUUGAUUUCAAUGAGGACAUAACGGCCUUCCACGGACAGACAAUGUUGGACCAGGCAGAAUAUUUGAAUGAAGCGAUCGCCUAUAUAUUGUCUCUAUACCAUGAUCCUCGAAGAUCACAGCGUGACCCAGAGCUUCCAGAUCCAACUUCUGUUAUAAUAUUGGGGCAUUCGAUGGGUGGAAUUGUAGCGCGAACGAUGUUGAUCAUGCCGAAUUACCAGUCAAAUUCCAUUAACACAAUUAUUACCAUGUCAGCUCCACAUGCUCGACCUCCAGUUUCCUUCGAUGCAGAGAUUGUCAAAACUUACAAGCAGAUCAAUGACUACUGGCGUCAAGCGUAUUCGCAGAAGUGGGCAAACAACAAUCCCUUAUGGCACGUCACCUUGUUAUCCAUAGCUGGAGGUGGACUUGAUACUGUUGUUCCGUCGGAUUAUGCCAGUUUGGAAUCCCUGGUACCAGAUACACAUGGAUUUACCGUUUUCACCUCGUCUGUUCCGAACGUAUGGACCGGUAUGGAUCAUCAAGCAAUUUUGUGGUGCGAUCAAUUUAGGAAAGUUGUCGUUAGAUCUCUAUACGAAGUUGUCGAUGUGAACCGGCCUGCACAAACGAAACCUCGAGCGGAUAGGAUGAGAAUUUUCAAGAAAUGGUACUUGACGGGAAUGGAGAGCCUCGCGGAAAAGACCCUCUCACACAAGGAACCAACGACUUUGCUUACUUUGGAAGACGAUUCACAUUCAAUAAUUCCUCAAGGAGAAAGAUUAACUCUUCGAAAAUUUGGCGAGUCUCGAAAACCAAAAGCACAUUUACUUCCAAUUCCUCCCCAAGGAACGCCAGGUGGAAAACGAUUCACACUUCUUACUGAUCAGAAGCUCGAUAAGCCUGGGGAUUCGGGAAAUUUGGAAGUUCUCUUUUGCAGUGUUUUCCCAUUACACCCUGGCCAAUCAGCUACAUUAUUUUCCAUGAAUAUGGAUCUUUCUGGGGAUAGUUCUGGAUCUACAAGAUUGGCUUGCAAAAAUGCUGCAAGUGACGUUAUUCCUCUGCCAGCAUCGACCCGAACAUCGAAAAAGCCUUUCUAUCUGGAUGAAGAGGAAGAGAUUUUGCCAUUUUCUUAUUUGCAAUACGACCUGGAGGAUAUAAUCGACCACCAAUUCGUUGCUAUCGUCGAUAAAGCGGUUGACCCUACACCUGGAUGGGUGAUCGCCGAGUUCAGUGAUAAUGUUCAAUCACAUCGAAUCAGAUCACUGAGCCUUCGACGUCUUCUGGCCUUUGGUAUGAAGAUGAGACUCCCGCCAAAUAGACCAAUGGUUGCAGAGGUCAAAAUACCCGCUGUACACUCGAGUUUAUUGGCCUACAACCUGGAAAUGGGUAACCAGGUAUGUGGUGAGGAAUCGGAGCUCUUCACUCCCCUCCUACGUCAGUAUAUUUCGGAACCUUACGAGUCAAAAUAUUUUGUGAACGUGAAGCAAGCAACCAUUAAUAUCCAUGGAGUCUCUCCAUUUAUGCCUCCCGCACUCAAAUAUAAAGCAGUUCAAGAUGGAUUAAGUCUUCAAUUCUGGACCGAUCCAACUUGUAACUCGAGCAUCAAGAUUUCAUUGAGUGUUGAUAUUACAGGCAGUUUGGGAAAGUUGUAUAUGCGAUACCGGACUGUCUUUGCGGCAUUUCCUUUACUUGUUGUUGCGCUCGUAUUGCGGAAACAAUUUCGAAUGUAUGAUGAGACGGGAAUUUUCAUUUCCUUUGGAGAGAGUCUUGACUUAUGUUUGCGACAAUCUUUACCUUUGGUGCUAUUAACUCUUACAUGCCUGUCAGUAUCUUUCUCCAGGGCAAGUACGGCACCACCUCAAGGAGCUCCCACAGGAUUCUUUGGAUGGGGAAGAAAUGCAUCGGAAACUGUCAUUGACUAUACUAAAAAUGAUCUGCUGGUGGGAUCACAAGAUCCAUUCUUCUGGUUCAUGGUUCCUCUCAUUGGACUUGUUUGCAUUGGCGUAUGUGUGAUGAUCAACUAUGCCACAUUAACAAUUACUCACGUUUUGAGUGUGUUAUAUGGCUGGAUCAGUGUUAAGCCAGCGUGGUUGCGAAAUGAGGAUAGGAAAAGAGCAUCAUCCCCCGCCUUCGCACCAUCUUCUCCUCGAAGACGUGUAUUUACCACCGGCAUACUGCUAUUUCUGGUAUCUACAGUCAUCCCAUACCAAUUUGCAUAUCUGGUUGCAUGCCUGGUACAAGUAGCAACUUGUGCAAGAGCUCUUCGAUUCGCCCGGGAAGCACGUUCAAAUACGAACUAUAAUUUCUACAAUUAUGUACACUCGAUACUUGUUCUCAUGCUCUGGAUCUUACCGAUUAACCUUCCAAUACUCGUUGUAUGGAUCCAUAACUUGGCAGUGCAUUGGCUGACACCAUUUUCCUCUCAUCAUAAUGUACUGUCAAUUAUGCCCUUUAUCCUCUUGGUAGAGACAUUGACUAGUGGCAAGAUGGUCCCUCGGGUCACAUCACGCGCUCGACACAUUACCAGUAUUCUCCUCUUUGGUAUCGCGAUAUACGCCGCAGUAUAUGGGGUGACUUAUGCUUACAUGCUUCAUUAUCUGGUCAAUUUAGUGGCAGCUUGGCUUGUCGCUAUUCAUUCUUCAACCUCGAAUUGGACACUUGCAGGUGUAACGACCAUGUUUGAUCCCGAGAGCAAUGAAAAUACUCGGAAACGCGGAAAGACACCUUGAACGACAGUACUGUUUCACGAAUUUAACUAUAGUACCAUAUUCAACGAUUCACGAUUCAAUGUUUACCACCUUUUCAGCCUUCACUACUCUUCUAAUCGGUUGAAUUCAUGGGCCCCUGCAAUUCAAGGACCCAUUUUCUUACUUUCACGCACUAGAAUUUUCGGCGUUUUCAGCAAAGUAUAGAACUUUGAACGUUAUCACGCACGUUUUUCUCGAAUUACACUUUUCUAGACUUCACUUUUUUUGUUAAUACCGGAUGAUGUUCAAAAUGCGGACCUCAUUUGCAUAAACUAUACUCAUGAGCGCUGUACAUAGGGGGCUUGGCGUUUUCUUCGGUAGCAAACUGUAAUUAGGCACAUAGUUACAUUUUUGUGAUACGACUUCUGUUAUCUCAGGGGAAGAGGUAUGAGUUGAAAAGGUAUAUUAAGAGAGGUGAGAGAAAGCAAUGAAUGAUAAUGCCGUAGCCGGGCAAGUGUUGAAAAAAAUUCGGGCUACCUUUUAAUGUUUUAUAUUAUCUUCUUCUUGUGGUAAGGAGAUUGAAGAUAAGAGGAGGGGAGAUGAUGGAAAAGCUGAGUUGGAGUGGAAUUGAGAAUGUGAAUGAGAAUGAGGCAGUAUGAAAUGUAUAUUUGUU
Molecule: messenger RNA, 4441 nt
Organism: Sclerotinia trifoliorum
Lineage: Eukaryota; Fungi; Ascomycota; Leotiomycetes; Helotiales; Sclerotiniaceae
Source: the annotation of a GenBank genome assembly